CCACCGUGGCGAGCAUGCCAUGUUCGCACAUCCACCCGGGAUCAUCCGCGGAAAAGGAAGAAAAUCACAGGCUGUCAGAAAAGUUUUCCUGCGGGCAGAGGAUCGGGCUCGACCAGGCAGAGGACAGUCGGAGGAUCGCGCUCUCAGGAUUAUUAAUUGUCACAUAAACUGGUAUUCAUCAUCAUCAUGGACGCGCUAAAAUCAGCCGGACGCGCGAUCAUUCGCAGUCCCAGUCUGGCGAAAGAGUCCUGGACCUCUGGAAAACAUAAAAAGCUGCCGGAGAACUGGACGGACACGCGGGAGACGCUGCUGGAGGGCAUGGUGUUUCAGCUGAAGUAUCUGGGCAUGACACUGGUGGAGGAACCCAAAGGAGAAGAGCUCUCGGCCGCUGCUGUCAAGAGGAUCGUUGCCACAGCUAAAGCUGGUUGGAAGAAGCUUCAGAAGGUGACGCUAAAGGUUUCUCCUCGAGGGAUUAUUCUCUACGACAGAGCAAACCAGAUGAUAGAGAAUGUGUCCAUAUACAGGAUAUCGUACUGCACAGCGGAUAAGAUGCACGAUAAAGUGUUCGCCUACAUCGCUCAGAGUCAACGCAACGAAACACUGGAGUGUCACGCGUACCUCUGCACCAAGAGGAAAGUGGCUCAGGCGGUGACGUUAACGGUGGCUCAGGCUUUCCGAUUGGCAUUUGAGUUUUGGCAGGCUGCUAAAGGAGAGAAAGAGAAGCAGGUGAAAUGUGGAUCAGAUGGAGAGGCGGCCAGCAGCUCUCAGUGCGAGGGCAGCACAAAAGGAGGAGAAGUGGCCACUGGGGAUCUACUGGACUUUGAAUGUGGAGUAAAAGAUCACUCAGGAAAAGACGACACACACCCUGUACCGAACCUCAGCACAGAGAACAACAACACUGUAUGGGAACUUGAGGAUGGUCUAGAUGAGGCUUUCUCAAGCCGCAGUCUGGAUAGUUUUGAGUCCAACACAGACUCGCUGAGUCUCGCACUAACCCCCAGGUGCUGGACAUUGGGGUAAACCCUCAGGACUUCAACCCUGAAGAGUGCUUGUCGCCUAGCAACUGGGACAAAGCCGAAGCCGAGGACGCGUUCGGAUUCUGAUCGACGCUUCGCGAGAGGAACGAGCUGAUGGAACGUCACAAAGGGAUCGAGCUCGCGGCAGCUCGUCACACUGGCGCCCCCUGGUGGCCGUCACUGAUACCGCGUUUCAGUUUGACAUACUGAACUUCAACAAAAGCACAGACCAAAGCAAUACAGUAUAAACACUUUUUUUUAUUUCCCCCAAAUUAUUUUAAGUACAUUUAUAUUUUCUGUUACUUCCUAUAAGUUAACUUUUAUUUUCUUUAUUUUUUUUAUGUAUGUGUACGAAUAUAAAGAUUAUGUAUAUGACAAUAACACUGUAAAAAGUGUUCAGUUCACUUACCUAAAAAAAUUUGAGUAAACCUGUUGCCUUACA
Messenger RNA from Rhinichthys klamathensis goyatoka, 1458 nucleotides. It is a transcript of the gene ldlrap1b, whose product is annotated as low density lipoprotein receptor adaptor protein 1b. NCBI's taxonomy places the organism in Eukaryota, Metazoa, Chordata, Actinopteri, Cypriniformes, Leuciscidae. The coding region runs from base 187 to 1020 and encodes 277 amino acids. The transcript has 10 exons. The record is from RefSeq and is a predicted model, not a curated record. Gene Ontology annotation, cellular component: early endosome.